GUUAGAAUGUCAUAAAAGUGAUCACGAAAAAGUGUUGUAUGGGUUCCAAUUUUGCAAAAGUUCCAAUUUUUUAGUAUUUUCGCAUGUUAUUUCAAUUAAACUUUAACUAAAUAAUCUGCAAAACUAUGCCGAAAGAGCAGUUCCGCGAGGCGGAUGUCAUAAAAAAGAUCUCCCACGUUUCUUUCGGAAUCGACAGCGCCGAGCUAAUCCAGCAGGAAGCCCAUCUCCAUGUCGUCGCGAAGAAUUUGUACAAUCAAGAUACCAACCGGACACCGGUCUCGUAUGGUGUGCUGGAUCGACGUAUGGGGGUCAGCCAGAAGGAUGCGACGUGCGAUACGUGUAAAAAGGGGCUGAACGACUGCGUGGGCCAUUUUGGUUAUAUCGAUCUGGCUUUGCCGGUGUUUCAUGUUGGUCACUUCCGGGCAACAAUUACGAUUCUGCAGUCGAUUUGUAAGGUUUGCUCUCGUGUGAUGUUGAAGGAGGACGAGAAAAAGCAGUUCAGUGCCCGUCUCAUGAAUCCGAAUCUCUCCUACUUGGCGAAGAAGUCGAUCCACAGUCAGGUGUUGAAAAAGGCAAAGAAAAACACAAAAUGUCCAUAUUGCGGCAAUCUUAAUGGACCGGUUAAAAAAGGGGCCGGGUUGCUGAAGAUUGUUCAUGAGCCGUUUCGGGGGAAAAAGGCAACGGAUCCAUUGGUGACAAACGCCCUGGACAUGAUGAUGACAGCGAUUGAAGGCAACCGUGAGUUGUCGCAGACGAUUGGGCCGUCUUCGCUGAUGAAGGAACUGAAUCCCGUUGAGGUGUUGGACUUGUUUCAAAAUAUUCCCAAAAGCGAUAUCCCUCUUCUGGGAAUGACUUCGCCGGAAUCGAAUCCGGCUGAUCUGAUUGUUACCCGUGUGUUUGUGCCUCCAGUAUGCAUCCGUCCGUCGGUGGUAUCCGAAGUGAAGGCGGGCACUACGGAGGACGAUUUAACGAUGAAGCAAAGUGAGAUUCUGUUGAUCAGUGAUGUCAUUACAAAGCAUAUGAUGUCAGGCGGAAAGAUUGAACUUAUUCAGGAGGACUGGGACUACUUGCAACUGCACUGUGCAUUGUACUUCAACAGUGAGCUAUCUGGAAUUCCGUUGUCAUUGAUGCCGAAGAAGCCAACGCGUGGAAUAGUACAGCGUUUGAAAGGCAAACAAGGUCGCUUUCGAGGAAAUUUGUCCGGUAAGCGUGUGGAUUUUUCCGCUCGAACCGUCAUUUCUCCAGAUCCAAAUUUGAUGAUCCAUCAAGUUGGAGUUCCCGAUAGGGUGGCAAAAAUUCUCACCUUUCCAGAGCGCGUCAACACAGCUAACAUUAAUAAAAUGCGCCAGUUGAUCAAGAACGGCACAGAAAAGCAUCCGGGUGCCAACUACGUGCAGCAAAAGGGUAGUGCAUUCAAGAAGUAUCUAGCCUAUGGCAAUCGAGACAAAGUGGCUCAGGAUCUCAAGUGCGGUGACAUCGUUGAACGCCAUCUGAUGGACGGCGACGUGGUGCUGUUCAACCGACAACCCAGUUUGCACAAACUUAGUAUCAUGUGCCACGUGGCCAAGGUACAGCCCCAGCGAACGUUCCGCUUCAAUGAGUGCGCGUGUACGCCGUACAAUGCCGAUUUCGAUGGCGACGAAAUGAAUCUUCAUCUACCGCAGACAGAAGAGGCGCGUGCUGAAGCUCUUGUUCUGAUGGGUAACAAAUCAAAUCUUGUGACUCCGCGUAACGGAGAGUUGCUAAUUGCUGCCACGCAGGAUUUUAUCACCGGCGGUUAUCUUCUUACGCAAAAAGACCAGUUUCUUACUCGAGAGCAAGUCAUGCAGUUGGCAGCAUGCAUGCUAUCCGGCCCAGAUUCCAACAUGGAGAUCGAUCUACCCAAGCCAGCUAUCAUCAAGCCACGUAAAAUGUGGACCGGAAAGCAGAUAUUCAGUUUGAUUUUGAAGCCCAACAAGGACUGUGUGGUGAACGCCAAUUUGUCUACAAAGGGUCGCAACUACACGGCCGGAAAGGACAUGUGCGUGAAGGAUUCCUGGGUCGUGAUUCGCAACUCGGAGCUGAUGUGCGGUGCCAUGGACAAGGGAACGAUGGGUUCCGGUACGAAAAAUUGUAUUUUCUACGUCAUCUUGAGAGACUUUGGUGAAGAGUACGCUAUCCGAUCUAUGUGGCGUCUGGCUCGAAUGGCUUCAUACUUCAUGAUGAACCACGGUUUUUCGUUUGGAAUAGGCGAUGUUACUCCCAGUCGUAAACUGCUGGAGGAGAAGCAGAAAUUAUUGGAAAAUGGCUAUCGCAGGUGCGACGAGUACAUAUCUGAAAUGAAGCAAGGGACUCUGCAGUGUCAACCGGGUUGCACAGCCGAACAAACGCUGGAAGCAGUAAUGCUAAAAGAACUCUCCAGCAUUCGAGAACUGGCUGCUAAAGCAUGCUUCCGUGAGCUUCAUCCGACAAAUAGCGCCUUGAUUAUGGCCCAGUCUGGCUCGAAGGGUUCGAACAUUAAUAUCUCACAGAUGAUUGCUUGCGUCGGUCAGCAGGCUAUCAACGGCAAACGUGUUCCUAACGGUUUUGAGGACCGUGCACUACCGCAUUUUGAAAAAUUCUCGAAAAUUCCGGCUGCACGUGGUUUCGUGCAGAAUAGCUUCUACUCGGGUCUCACGCCCACCGAGUUUUUCUUCCACACCAUGGCCGGUCGCGAAGGUCUAGUAGACACGGCCGUUAAAACUGCUGAAACCGGUUAUCUGCAGCGACGAUUGGUCAAAUGUCUGGAAGAUCUGGUCGUUCAAUAUGACGGGACCGUACGGAACGCCAUCGGUGAGGUCGUCGAAUUUACUUACGGGGCCGACGGAUUGGAUCCCGUGUACAUGGAAAUCAAAAACAAACCUGUGGACAUCGAUCGACAGUUUAUGCACGUCCGCAGUGCAUAUCCCUGUCGAGACGAAGCUCCAUUAAACGGAAACGAAAUUAUUCCGAUUGCCGAAAAAAUUCUUAAGAAAUCGGAAUUUGAUGGCUGUCGGGCAGAUUUUCGAAGGGAGUGUCUCGAUUUUCUCUCUAAAUUUGGCCAGAGGCUUGGCCUUAUUCAAAAGCGUUACAACCACUGCUCGAAGGUGGCAUUCGAAGUCGAACGUACCACCCGAGGCCAAGUGGAGAUCUUCCUCACACAGGUACGCAACAAAUACAGCAAGGCAGUUACCGAGCCGGGUACGGCCGUUGGGGCGCUGGCCGCCCAGAGUAUCGGUGAACCGGGUACGCAGAUGACGCUGAAAACAUUCCACUUUGCCGGUGUCGCCUCGAUGAACAUCACCCAGGGUGUGCCGCGUAUUGUUGAAAUUAUCAACGCCACCAAAGCGAUAUCUACGCCCAUUAUCACGGCGGAAAUCGAAGACAACACCAGCAUGGAGUUUGCCCGGAAAGUGAAGGCCAGAAUCGAGAAGACCACACUCGGGGAGAUUUCGUCCUACAUCGAGGAGGCGUAUAAGUCGGACGACUGUUUCUUGCUGAUCAAGCUGGAUUUGGAGCGGAUCCGAGUGCUUGGAUUGGAGGUUAACGCGGAGACGAUCAGAUAUUCGAUCUGCACAUCCAAACUGAAACUCAAACAGGAGAACGUCGAAGUGUACGGUCCAUCGCUUAUCAUCAUACGGCCGGAUCCCUCGAAGCACGGUCACGCCCUUAAUGCCGAGUUGCAGCGGCUGCUGACAGCCAUUCCCAACGUAGUUGUGGCCGGUCUUCCCCAGGUGUCUCGUGCCGUCAUAGCCGUAGAUGAUUCCCGGGGCCCACCAACGUACAAGCUGUGCGUCGAGGGGUACGGUUUACGCGAUGUUAUGGCAACCUACGGGGUGGUGGGUGCCCGGACUAAGAGUAACAACAUUUUGGAAGUGUACACCACCCUUGGUAUCGAGGCGGCCCGGACAACGAUCAUGAACGAAAUUACCGACGUUAUGGAGGGGCACGGUAUGAGUGUGGACCAUCGCCACAUUAUGCUGCUGGCCAGUCAGAUGACUUCAAGGGGUGAGGUGCUGGGCAUCACUCGUCACGGAUUGGCGAAGAUGCGCGAAUCGGUGUUUAAUUUGGCUUCGUUCGAGAAAACGGCGGAUCACCUGUUCGAUGCGGCUUAUUACGGUCAAACAGAUUCGAUUGACGGAGUUUCGGAAAGAAUCAUUCUCGGUAUGCCGGCCGCUAUUGGAACGGGACUUUUUAAACUAAUACACAACCAUACCGACACGAAGUUGGAUGAAAUGGCAGAACCUAUUUUCAACGUUACGUGACAUUGGCCCCCGUUAUUUUAGUUUUGAGAGUUAGAAUAUAUUUAUUUUAAUCAUACUCGUACAAUGUAAAAUUGAACACGCGUUACAAAAAUUCUAUAUUGGAAAUAUAAUGUUUAGAUGAGA
Armigeres subalbatus is the source of this 4385-nucleotide messenger RNA. RefSeq names its product DNA-directed RNA polymerase III subunit RPC1 (gene Polr3A). Gene Ontology annotation, biological process: DNA-templated transcription. Gene Ontology annotation, cellular component: RNA polymerase III complex. The transcript is spliced from 9 exons. Lineage: Eukaryota; Metazoa; Arthropoda; Insecta; Diptera; Culicidae. The coding region runs from base 126 to 4262 and encodes 1378 amino acids. Gene Ontology annotation, molecular function: DNA binding. The record is from RefSeq and is a predicted model, not a curated record.